Molecule: messenger RNA, 1134 nt
Organism: Juglans regia (Persian walnut)
Lineage: Eukaryota; Viridiplantae; Streptophyta; Magnoliopsida; Fagales; Juglandaceae
Exons: 4
Coding region: 113-1000 (295 amino acids)
Biological process (GO): DNA-templated transcription
Molecular function (GO): sequence-specific DNA binding
Source: RefSeq, a predicted model, not a curated record
ACUAUAAAUUUAAGGUUCAUAUUUCACUCACACUUUAUCAGGUCAGAGUCUCUGACUAACAAAGAGAAACUUCAAGAAAAUCAAUCAGAGCGGAGAGAAAAGGAAGAAAACAAUGAAAGGAGGGUCAUCCCAACUCCUCCAGAAUAUUUGUGAAGAUAGUGACUCUGAAGAAAGAGAGCAAGAUGAAGGGAUGGCAAUGGCAAGGAGAGUCACCGACGAAUAUGGCGAUGAAGUUGAUGACAUGAGAGAGAAAUUCCAGUGCUUGGUCCUCCAUAAGCAUGAAAAAGCCAAACGAGGUGAAGACCUCUCCCGGGAGAAACAUAGCCUGUGGAGGCAAGAACUGAAGAACAGAGCAGAAAGGCUAGAGAAGCAGCUCAAGACAAGGUGGGAACUUGAGGAGCUAAUUGAAGAACAGCUGAAUAGGUUCCGUGCCCAUUACAACAGAGCCAUGGUCCGUACCCUGCCCAAGGAUGUGGCCCAACUCCUCAUGCCCAACUGGGCCCCACCUCAGGAAUUGGCCUCCCUGACAUGGCUUGGCGAUUGGCGACCCUCAGCCAUGCUGGACCUUGUCCGUGGCCUGGCCCGCUCAUCGCUAUCAUCCUCUCUCUUAUCAGACUCAGUGGGCAAUGAAAAGCUCCUAUCUCAGCUUAUACACGAUACACGCAUUGAGGAGGCAGUAAUUGAUGAGGAAAUGGCUGAGAUUCAAGCUACUUGCAUUCUACACAUUUCAUUCACUCCAAUGAGCAAUCGGUCGGUUGGUUCUGCUUUAGGAUGCAUUCAGUCUGAGUUCAAGAAAAUCGAACGAGUCAUCACUAAGGCCCAAAACCUCAGGUUCAAGGCAUUGGAGUUGGUGGUAAAGAAGGUGUUGAGCAAAACUGAUGCAGCCGAAUUCCUAGUAGCUUUUGAGGGAAUUCAAGAUGCCAUCCACCAGCUAGCAGCAAACCAAAGGCUCCAGAAGGGCCCGGUCACGGUGUCAGUCAAGGCAUUGGGGUGUAGUUGAGAAGCAAAGAAAUGAUGGUAGCCCCCCCCCCCCCCCAUUCAGGAAAAUCCUGUUAUCCGUUUUGCUGGAACAGAAGUUGUAAAACAUCUUGAAUGACAAUGUUUGUGUUUGAACACCUCCAUGGGGAGAUUUUG